AUGUGGAAAGACGGCGGCGAUGACGGUUAUGGUGGAAAAAUGCGAAAGGAGGACGAGGCGAUGGAUGGACAGGAGGUAGGGGCAGACAAUGCGGUUGGAAACCGGGUCGUGGAAAUGGGCGAAAUCCGUUUUCGACCACCAGCCAACAACAGCCCCAAUCAGUACAAGGGACGUGAACCAAGGGAUUCAGAGCAGCGUGAGAAGUUCCGUAAACCAGCACCUCAGUGUCCACAGUGGGAAGAUCGCCACCAUCGCGUCAACAACAAUUGUCCACUAUGGCAUCCCUACAAGAUGUGCUUGUUCUAUCCAAAUUGUCGUUCGACGGCGCUCGAUUGUGGAUAUGCGCAUCCGUUCUGUAGCGAGGACGAAUGUGAAUGUGCCGAGGAGAACAAGGAUCCACAACUCAACCACUGGAUCGCUCCGAAUCGGUACGAGUUCAACUGGAUCAUUGCU
Ostertagia ostertagi is the source of this 453-nucleotide messenger RNA. Lineage: Eukaryota; Metazoa; Nematoda; Chromadorea; Rhabditida; Trichostrongylidae. The record is from the annotation of a GenBank genome assembly.